Molecule: messenger RNA, 946 nt
Organism: Coffea arabica (coffee)
Lineage: Eukaryota; Viridiplantae; Streptophyta; Magnoliopsida; Gentianales; Rubiaceae
Product: (+)-piperitol/(+)-sesamin synthase CYP81Q2-like
Molecular function (GO): iron ion binding; heme binding; monooxygenase activity
Source: RefSeq, a predicted model, not a curated record
CAGUAAUUCUGAUGAGAAAACCUGGAAAGUUAAGGACAUGAGUUCUUUGUUCCGGGAGUUAUUAUUCAACGCGAUAAUGAAAAUAGCUGCUGGAAAAAGAUGGCCAUCUGAUCAGCCAGGUGAUAUAUUUUCACCGCGAGCACUCACUGAUCUUUGUGAUUAUAUUCCAAUCUUGAGGUGGGUUGGCUAUGGAGGGUUGGAGAAAGGUGUAAUCAGUUUGCACCAGAAAAGGGACGAGUUUCUUCAGGGCCUGAUUGAUCAAACGCGGAAAGAGGUAGCAGAAGACGGUUCUUGUUCGACAGAGAGAAGGAAAACAAUUAUUCAAAAAUUGUUAUCUCUACAAGAAGCAGAACCCGAAUACUACACUGACGAAAUUGUUAAAGGAAUUAUACAAUUAAUGUUAUCAGCCGGAACCCAUACCACAUCUCAGACAAUGGAGUGGGCAUUGUCCAGCCUAUUAAAUCACCCUAAUGUACUGCAAAAGGCAAGAGAUGAGCUAGAAAAAAUGCAGCCUGGCCAUCUGCUAAAUGAUUCUGAUCUCUCCAAAUUGCCUUAUUUACGCUGCAUAAUCAACGAGACACUAAGGUUAUUUCCUGCGGCACCAACUCUUGUGCCUCAUUUUUCAUCUGAGGAUUGCACGAUAGGAGGCUACGAGGUUCCUAAAGGUACAACUUUGUUAGUGAAUGUUUGGGCCAUUCACAGGGACCCCAAUGUUUGGGAAGAGCCCAACAAGUAUAAGCCAGAAAGAUUUGAAGGAAUGGAUGAGGCCAUAAGGCUGGCUGGCUUGACAUUGGGCACUCUGAUCCAAUGCUUUGAGUGGCAAAGAGUUGGGCCUGAAAUGGUGGAUUUGGAAGAAAAUCAAGAAGCAACUUUGGGUAAGGCCAAGCCUUUGGAGGCAUCUUACAAGCCACGCCCAUCGAUGAUAAAAACAAUUUCCCAACUUUAA